UCGAGGAUGAAAUUAAAUACCGCCCAUAUCCCUCGAAACCUCCCUUCUCUAAAACCCCGUUCCCCAGCCCCAGGUCCUCUCUCACUCUCGAUUCCCAGAAUGGCACAUACCCUAGCUCGCUCGCCAACCGCCACUGUCAUGCGCAACCUAUCUCUUUCUCUUAUACUCCCCAAGCGCCUCCUCUCGACCACCGCCAUAACCCGUCCUCCUCCAAUUUCAUCUCCCCUUCUAUGCCGUCGUUCUAUUACUCCUCUCUCCCAUGCCGCCCGAUCUAUCCAGUUUGGUCAGACUGCCUCCCGUUUCGCUAUCAUUAGGUGCCGGGUGAACAGAGCUGGCAACUCUGGCUACUCUCCCCUCAACUCGGGCUCCAAUUUCAGCGACCGACCUCCUACGGAGAUGGCUCCGCUUUUUCCAGGAUGUGACUAUGAGCACUGGCUCAUUGUCAUGGACAAGCCUGCAGAGGGCACUACCAAGCAGCAGAUGAUUGAUAGUUACAUCCAAACCCUUGCUAAAGUCGUUGGAAGUGAGGAAGAAGCCAAGAAGAAAAUCUACAAUGUUUCGUGUGAGAGGUAUUUUGGAUUUGGAUGUGAAAUUGACGAGGAAACCUCAAACAAGCUUGAUGGCCUACCAGGUGUUCUCUUUGUGCUUCCAGACUCUUAUGUUGACCCUGAAUACAAGGACUAUGGGGCUGAAUUGUUAGUGAACGGGGAGAUAGUUCAAAGACCACCUGAAAGGCAGAGGAGGGUGGAGCCACAGCCUCAGAGAGAGAGAGACCGCCCCAGAUACAAUGACAGAACCCGAUAUGCUCGCCGCAGGGAAAAUAUGCGAUGAAAAAUUAAAAAAGGGGAUCUCUGUAUAGACAACAAGGUAGAGAAGAGGAAGUGUGACCUUGUGAAGGCCUCCAUCCAUGUUUGGCUGUUGUGUUUUCGUGGUCGACCAAGGAGGGCACUUGGCUUUCAAGGGUCAGAGACUAUGGUAAUGGACCGGUGGUUGUCGUUCAUCAAGUCCAACUAGAAGAAGUCAGAUUUAGUUCUACUUUAGGCUAGUCGAAUAUGGUUAUAAAUAUCGCAUGCCAUCAAUUUGUGCUCACUACCAGACACUUAAUUUAAUAAGGAAUGAAUAAUGGAAGUUUAAUAUGAUGUAUGUAGGAUUAGGAAGAGUUUUUUUUUUUUUUUUUUUUCCUCUCUUAUUCUUUUGCCCCUCUUGAAUAUUGGUUGUUUCUCUGUCUUGAUUUGGAAAACAGUUUAGAUGGUGAUGAUUGCAUAUAAUAUAGGAGUAAUGGAUAGGAUACUUUGGCAGGCUAUCUUUAUUAUAAUGAAGAAUUGUGAGAUUUCCUCUUA
Tripterygium wilfordii is the source of this 1340-nucleotide messenger RNA. RefSeq names its product multiple organellar RNA editing factor 2, chloroplastic-like. The transcript is spliced from 4 exons. NCBI's taxonomy places the organism in Eukaryota, Viridiplantae, Streptophyta, Magnoliopsida, Celastrales, Celastraceae. Gene Ontology annotation, cellular component: mitochondrion. Bases 7 to 831 code for a protein of 274 amino acids. The record is from RefSeq and is a predicted model, not a curated record. Gene Ontology annotation, biological process: mitochondrial mRNA modification; cytidine to uridine editing.